AUGGGACGUCGAGGCCGCAUAACAACAUACAGCUCAUGGCGUUCCUGCGGCUCUCGCCGACUCUCGACUCCUGGGCCGCCGAGAUCGACGUGUCGGCCGAGUCAUUGGCCGAGGCGUACGGGCUCGAGCUGCCCGGCAACGCCAUGCUCGCCGAGCCCGGAGAAGGAGAACGCCGGGCGCACGCCGGGCCUCGACGUCGGCAAGUACGUCGCCAUGGACUGCGAGAUGGUCGGCGUCGGCGAGGGCGGGCACGAGUCGGUGCUGGCGCGCGUGAGCCUCGUCGACUUCCACGGCCGCCAGGUCUACGACAGCUUUGUGCGCCCGCGGGAGAGGGUGACCGACUGGCGCACGGCCGUCAGCGGCAUCGCGCCGCGCAAGAUGCGCCUCGCGCGCGACUUUGAGGACGUCCAGGCCGAGGUCGCCGAGCUGCUCCAGGACAGGAUCCUCAUCGGCCACGACGUCAAGCACGACCUCGACGCCCUCCAGCUGACCCACUCGAUCAAGGACAUUCGCGACACAUCCAAGUUUCCCGGCUUUCGGCAAUACGGCAACGGGAAGAAGCCUGCGCUGCGGAAGUUGGCUGGGGAGAUUCUCAAGGUCGAGAUCCAGCAGGGGGCGCACUCUAGCGUCGAGGAUGCCAAGGUGACCAUGGCGCUUUUCAGGAGACAUAAGCCGGCGUUUGAUGUCGACAAUACGAAUCGCUUCCCGACUUUUGCGCCGGGGGCCAGGAGUGCGGCAAAGAAGCCUAGGAAGAAGAAGAAAUAG
This is a messenger RNA of Verticillium dahliae VdLs.17, 765 nucleotides long. RefSeq names its product RNA exonuclease. Gene Ontology annotation, molecular function: 3'-5' exonuclease activity; nucleic acid binding. The record is from RefSeq and is a predicted model, not a curated record. Gene Ontology annotation, cellular component: nucleus. The coding region runs from base 1 to 765 and encodes 254 amino acids. The transcript has a single exon. Gene Ontology annotation, biological process: ribosomal large subunit assembly; rRNA processing. NCBI's taxonomy places the organism in Eukaryota, Fungi, Ascomycota, Sordariomycetes, Glomerellales, Plectosphaerellaceae.